AUGGCAGCACCGCCAUCAUCCAUCUCAAUCUCCACCACCACUACCCAACCAAACACAGUCUCCACCUCCGCUCUCCGCUCUUUCUUCUCCCGCUUGUCCUCCUCCCUCCGUCAAUCCUUCUCCCAACGCCGCCCAUGGUACGAACUCAUCGAUCGCUCCACACUCUCUCGUCCGGAAUCCUUCUCGGAAGCCACCUCACGCAUCCGCAAAAACUUCUCUUACUUCCGUGUCAACUAUACUGCCCUUCUCGCUUUUGUAAUCGCCCUUUCUCUCCUCACCCAUCCCUUCUCUCUCCUCGUCCUCUUCUGCCUCCUCGCCGCCUGGAUAUUCUUCUACCUUUUCCGCCCCUCGGAUAACCCACUCGUCCUCUUCGGACGCACCUUCUCCGACCGUGAAACCCUAGUGCUCUUGGUCCUUUUCUCGAUUAUUGUUGUCUUCUUAACGAACGUAGGGUCGCUGAUGAUCUCUGCCCUUCUGAUCGGAUUAGCAAUUUUAUGUGUCCAUGGAGCAUUUAAGGCGCCAGAAGACCUCUUCCUGGAUGAUCAAGAACCGCCUAAUGCCGGAUUCCUUUCUUUCCUCGGCGGAGCUGCUUCAUCUGCUGCCGUUGCCGCUGCUCCCGCCGUCGCACGCGUUUGA
Messenger RNA from Lactuca virosa, 636 nucleotides. Lineage: Eukaryota; Viridiplantae; Streptophyta; Magnoliopsida; Asterales; Asteraceae. The record is from the annotation of a GenBank genome assembly.